AUGAUAGAAACGUCUCUCUGUACGCAAAUUCGUGAACUUCUGCUGAUGGUGUUCAAGCGAAAUGCAGUCAUAUUCUGUAAACGAAGGCAUCGUAUUUCGAUUCCACGACGAUGGACUCUGCUAGUAGCCUCUGCUGUGAUCUUCUACACACUAUUUGUAACUGUAAUGAAAAGUGAAAAAGUAAAUAUGAAUUUCACUGAGAAGGAUGUAUUUGUAUCGGAUGCAGCUCGGCGAUUACCCAGAAAGGGCAGACUGUUGUGUUUUGUUAUAACCACACCAAAGCAUCACAGUACACGUGUACCUGCAAUAAAUGAAACUUGGCUUCCACGUUGUGAUCAUGGCCAAUUUUUUACAAGUCUAGAAAUGGAUUCCAGCAUUCCGCACAGUACAAUCUUAGCGAAAAUUCCUGAUGACUACAAUUAUUUGUUUCAUAAAACACUUCUCUCAUUUUAUUAUGCAUAUACGGAGAUCUCAAGUGAAUUCGAUUGGUACUACAAGGCUGACGAUGACACUUACGUGAUUAUGGAGCACAUGUAUGAGUAUUUGGCAACGCUUGACCCGAACGAACCCUACUACUUGGGUUACAAUCUUAAACCUUAUCUGCCACGCGGCUACAAUGGAGGUGGAGCUGGUUACGUUCUCAGUCGAGCAGCACUAAAAUUGUUCUUGAAACGUUCGUAUGCAGACAGAAAAACAUGUCCCUUCGAUCCCUAUGAAGAUCUUGGUAUGGGAAGAUGCCUACAAAAUAUCGAAAUAUUUCCGCAUGAUACAAGAAAUGAACAUGGACAAGAGCGUUUUCAUACAUAUCGUCCUGAUGAUAUGUAUCACGGAAAAAUUGCAGACAAAUGGCACUAUCACCAGCAAAUCAACGUGGCAGCGAUCAACGAAACGUGGAUGUCACAUUGUCAUAACGGGGAAUUUCUCAUGAAGGAAGAAAUAACUUCAAACGUUCCACGCAGCAAAGUGCUCCCUCAUUUAUUUGAGAAUAGCAGUAAUUCAAUUUUUGAAGUGUUCCGAUAUGCCUAUUACAAUAUAUCGACCGAAUUUGAUUGGUACUACGUGGUCACCGAUGACACAUAUACGAUCGUUGAGAAUUUGUACCGUCACCUUUCGCUACUAAACGCUAACGAGCCGCAUUAUUUUCAACUGAUUGGCACUACAGCAAAAACGCAUGAUAACAGCACUAUAGAAUACGUGCUAAGUCAUACCGGCCUCAAACUCUUUGUGGAUCAACUCGAAUCGGAAGCAAAGGAUUGUACAAAUCUAACCAGUGAUGAAGUUAACGCAAAGAAGUGUUUGGGUAGUAUCGACAAUAUUUCUCAAGAUAGAACGAAUGCACAGGGAAAAAAUCGGAGUGAAAGCAAUUAUCAACAACAUCUGAAGCCUCAAAAGUGGGUUCUCUCCGAUGAUGUCUCAUUCCAUCGUUUAACGUCAGACGAAAUACGGAUCUACGAUGAUCUUAUUUAUCGAUUACGUUCACCGCAAUUAUCAAAGUUCUUUGUAAAUAGGAUUUAUCCAAGAUCAUCGCCGGCAGUUCCUCUCUGGUGUCCGAACUCCACUAUGGAUGAAGAUUUUCGUCAUACUGUGCUGGCGAUGCAUAACAAUUUCAGGUCAAGCAUCGCUUUAGGACUUAAAGAAGCAAAUGGCCUGAUAGGAAUAGCUCCCCCAGCCAAGCUCAUGUACAAUAUGGUAUGUCCAGUAAGUGAAGGGAGAGUAUCUUAG
This is a messenger RNA of Necator americanus (New World hookworm), 1722 nucleotides long. RefSeq lists its product as uncharacterized. Gene Ontology annotation, cellular component: membrane. The transcript is spliced from 14 exons. The record is from RefSeq and is a predicted model, not a curated record. NCBI's taxonomy places the organism in Eukaryota, Metazoa, Nematoda, Chromadorea, Rhabditida, Ancylostomatidae. Bases 1 to 1722 code for a protein of 573 amino acids. Gene Ontology annotation, molecular function: N-acetylgalactosaminide beta-1,3-galactosyltransferase activity.